CACCAGAAUUUGAAGAAAGCCAGAAUUAGACGCUACUAGUAAGUAGGUUGUUCCCCAUUAAUCUACUUGACCUGUCCCCCCCUGCGCACACAGCUGGGAGGUGCAAGUUGCCCCCUGGCAGUGGAAACACAUCCACCAGCUGGCAGAGCCGCAGCACUACAAUUCCCAGCAAUCAUUGCGCACCCUCCCUGUCCCCCCCCCUUCUGCUUUCAUCUCCUGCCGCCCGCUAAGCUCCGGGUGUCCAGGCGAAGCGGGAGUCCCCAGGCGAACGCUGUGCUGGAGCUGCUGGGGUGUCUGGGCUCCAGCGCGGUGAGCAAGGCGGGCUAGGUCCUGCAAGCAGCCCCCCAGCUCGCAGCAGCGGCUUUCAGCUGCAGGAGUGGAAGCGCCCUUAAGCCUUCCACGCCGCCCCUUGGCUGGAGAGAAGCGGCGAAUGAAGUGAGGAUGGUUAUCCGGGUGUUCAUCGCAUCCUCCUCUGGCUCGGUGGCGGGCACUGUAACAAACAAAAUAAAUUCUACUGAUCAUUACAAAUUACUGGAGGCUUUUAAAAAAAAAAUCCACAGACCAACCUCAGGACAAAGGCAUAUCUGCAAGAGAGACUGUGGACUUUGUUCCCAACUGAAGAUUUGUGUUUUCUCUUCCUUUGGUCUUUUAUUGUGCACUGUUUGUGUUCAGAUAAAGAAGAGGCAGCAAGAUGUGGUACGAUUUCUGGAAGCCAACAGGAUAGAUUUUGAAGAAGUGGAUAUCACAAUGUCAGAGGAAAAAAGACAAUGGAUGUAUAAAAAUAUUCCUGAGGAAAGACAGCCUGCACAGGGCAAUCCGCUGCCACCCCAGAUAUUUAAUGAUGAUCAGUACUGUGGAGAUUAUGAUUGCUUUUUUGAAGCAAAGGAAAGCAACACGGUCUUCUCCUUUCUAGGGCUGAAACCUAGCUUGGCAUCAAAGGAGUCAGAACCCUAGAAAAAUUCUUUGAAGAUUCAGCAAGCACAUCUGAAUGAAAAACCUUGUUCGGCACAUGACUGCUUUCCUAAUGGCUCACUGUGAUUAAAAAGCCAAUGCGAAUCAUCAAUAUUUUGCUUGCCAUGGAAGAGGUGCUUUCCAAAGAUGUGAAAUUAAUGUGUACACAAAAUGGGAUAAAGGGUGAGAUGAUACUCCUUUUUUUAAAAAAAUGCCCACUCUUAAUGUUUCACAUUUGUCUAUGGAUUACAUUUUCACUGGCUUUGGUAUUCUAGCAAAUAAUCUAUUUAACUCUGAAGAUGGGUGGAUGUUGAGGAAUGGAAGCGUAAAAUCUGUAUGGUCAUGGAAGGGGAUCUGGCAAGUAUGUGAAUCCUUUAAAUCUUCAGCUACUGCAGUCUGGAUAAAAUUAGUUUAUCAUGACAGUUAUAGUUUUGAUGGUUAAUGGAAAGCGGUGCUAGUUACGAUACAGAAGAUGAAAAACAGCAUGAACUUGGUCUAUGCCAAAAACUGCAGAUUUCUGCUCAGUAUAUUUACUGUGCUGUCUAUGCUAGAACAUGUUUAUUGCAAUAUAUGUGGGCUACUAAGCUCUUUCAUAAAACAUUCACAUUACGAUUGGCCGUUAAAAAAACAGUGGUUAAUGGGAAGGGGACAGAACUCAAAACUGAUGCUGUCUUGACAUCCAUAGGUGGUCCCCCACACACACUGCAAUAAAAUUGUUCUGUUGAUGUGUUUGAAAACAGUUAUUUUGUUGGCAAGUACACUUUAACAUGCGAGGUGUGUGUUAAACUUGUGCGUAUUGCAGUUGAAAAGACAUCAUACAAAGCCAUUACGUAAUAUCUGUUAUUUGGGUAUGACUUUCCACCUCAAAUUUUAGAGCUCAUCAUUUGUCUGCUUUAAAAGAUUUCCAAAGUUAUGGGUCUAAUUCUGCUUCCCUUAAUCACUUUGAAUAGAAUUCAACUCCACCAUUAGCCCCAUUGAUGUUGGUAGAACUACUUCUAGAGGUAGGGCUCGAUCUUGCAAAUAACUUAAACACAGCGGUUGUCCCCAUGACUUGAAGGUGAAAUCUGUUAAAGACAAUGGGAUUGCUCACAUGUUUAAAGUAAAGCUGGUCUAUAAAUGCUUUGCUGGAUAAGGCCACAGUAUCUGACCCCUUGCAGGAUCAAAGAAGCAUCAGUUACUAUUCAGUGUGAAUAAGGGAAGCAGAAACUGCCCCUGGGGAUUACCCUGAUGUAGCAGAGCCCAGUCUGCUAUGAUUUAACCAUUUUUAAAAAAUUGAAAUUGAGAGUAGACCACUUAGCAAAUGGAUUGUCUGUAAUCUAGUCUAAUUGCAUUUAGCAAUGGGAAUCCCUUUGCCCUGUUAAAAUAACAGCUAUUGAACUUCAUAAAUGUAGCUUCUGCUUAACCACGGGAACUUUCUUCCAAAACAAUUUGAUGGUCAUUUGACUGUGCUAGUCCAGUAAGUAUUCUGGCUUCGCUGGGCAAAUGGCACAUGGCCGCUAAGUGUGGGGGACAGCUUUCCUGCAGUCACCGGAAUGCCCCGGGCUAUAUUUGGUGGUGGCUAAGACACCUGUCAGAUACCUGUGGCUGGAAGACUGUUUUUGCUUGUAAGCAUGGAAGUGAGCACAAAGGUGACCCACUCUCCAUAUAGUUACUAUCCUAUAUGUAACAAUUUCCAUAUGCUACUAUAACAAGUACAGUAGUUUGUGAAAUUGGAAGACUGCUGGCUCAGGUCAGGUGUGAAUAAAGAGGCACAGAGAUAAUUCUGCAGGACUGACAUCCAUAGCUCUGUCAACUGUUACUGCUUUUUUGAAGAGAGGUGAUUUCCCUUCACUUAAUUAGCAUUGUCUCAAUUUCCACGUACUCCACUCAAAACUCUGCGGCUGUGUUUGUAUUAAAAAGAAAAUGCUAAAAAAAAAUUUUGUGAACAGAAUUCUGCUUUUGAUCUUCUC
Mauremys reevesii (Reeves's turtle) is the source of this 2900-nucleotide messenger RNA. RefSeq names its product SH3 domain binding glutamate rich protein like 2 (gene SH3BGRL2). The coding region runs from base 442 to 954 and encodes 170 amino acids. NCBI's taxonomy places the organism in Eukaryota, Metazoa, Chordata, Testudines, Geoemydidae. The transcript has 6 exons. Gene Ontology annotation, cellular component: cytoplasm. The record is from RefSeq and is a predicted model, not a curated record.